UAUAUAGAGAGAGAGAGAGAGUGUUUUUGUUUACAUACUGCAUUUAUUCCAAAAUACAAAACAAUAUAUUUUAAGAGGUUCCCAACCCCUGGACUUCUCUCCACCCCCCUCCCUGGUUUCAAAUCAUCUCUUGUACCUUUAUCUGAUUUAUUCACCUCCCUUAAUAAGGGACAGGCCCUGUCCUCAGGCUUGCAAGCUUCACACACACACACACACACACACGGAAGUGAGGACAAAAACGGUAAAAAGCAGUUUUUGCAAUGUCCAGAACAAAGUGAUGAGUUCUAAAUAAGCCUUUAUGUGACAGUUCCUGCCAGGCAGGUCUUUCCUUGCUGGUGGUUUUUGCAUGCACAGAAGUGAUGCUUUUGGCCCACCCGCCCUUGUUCCUCUGGGCCAAUGGCAAUGUGUGGCGUUCCCCUUCUGCUUUCCCGGCCAACCAGCCAUUGGGGCCCAGUGUUCUGGAAGGGAGGUGGGAAGGCAAGCUUCCUGCAGCAGUUGCUUCAUUGGUUGUUAUGCAGGGGUGUAACCUCCCAAUGGCUCUAAGAAAUAUGGCUGAUAGUUGGGGGCUAGAACAGGGGUCCCCAAACUUACGUCGCCGAGGGCUGGUGCUGCCAGCGCCGAUCGCGCUGCGGGAGCAUGCGCCCAUACACGUGCGAUUUCUGGCACACUUCCGGGUCGACGAAACACCGGAAAUAGCUUGUGCGCAUGCGUGUGGGCCUCCUCCAGCCCAGAAGUGUGUCGGAAAUAAUGCAUGCACACAAGCUAUUUCCGACGCUCCGGCAACCCGGAAGUGGGCAGCCGCGCCACGACGUUAAGAGUGGGGGUUGCCGGGGGCCGCAUAAAAGAGCCUCACGGGCCGCAUCUGGCCCCUGGGCCUUAGUUUGAGGAAGCCUGGGCUAGAAUAUGCUUCCCUAUUUUAUCUUUGAAAAAGCCAUGCACUCUAGUUAUCCAAAAAGGUUUCCUUUACAUGGAAAACUGGUGUGUCAGGUUGAAGGUUAGUCUAAAACCCUUCUUCCAGGCACCUUAACUUCCUGAUUGCUGAUAAAUUCUGUUUUUAUCUGGUUGAGUUUUUGGUUAUGUGAUCUUCCUCCUGUGGUCUGAAGCAAGCAGUCUAAAUACUGUACAGAUUUGCAGCUUAACUCUUAGAGGGAGUGACUUUUGAACCAAAAAUUUCCCAGUUUGCAUUCAAUGCUGUUCACUAAUACCGGUACAGGCAUCGCCUCACUAAUGGGCAGUCGUUGGGAAAUAAUAAAAUAAUUUAGUUUAAACCCAGAAAUGGCAGGAGAGAGCUGGAAAGCAGGGAGACCUUCCCCAGAGCCCAAAGAGGGUGUCAGUAAGGGCAGAGAAAGCCCCGAAGAGACCAGAGUUGCAAUGGGACUUUAUUUAGGCUGCUCAGCCUCCCCGCCUUGACAGCUGAUGUGCAGGGUAGCGCAGUAGUAGCAGCCGUCACUUUCCUGCGUGUCCUCCAGCCUCCUGAUGGCCCCAGAGCUUCAAUUCUAGUUGUGGAUUUUUUUUGAAUACAGUAUUUUUGGUAUGGAUUGCAGAGAGAGUGGCAGAGAAAGAGAGCAUUAAAGGGUGCUCCCCACUUUAUGCAAUUUCAGAUAUGCGCACAGGGGCCUUGAACAUAACCCUCGCUUCAGUGGGGGGAUGCAUGUAAAAGCCUUCAACUGUUAAUCUGCUUUUUACUAAAAGCUGGAAUAAUUUGAUUUUUCACUGAAUAUAUUUUUCUAUGCAUGCUCUCUCACUAAAAAUAAAUGAAAAUGUAGGUGCCAUGGUAGCAACCCACCUUCACCACACAGCAUAUCAGACCAUAAUUUCAAAAAAAAUAUUCAAGGUUUUUUUUUAUCUUGCAUGCUCAUGGACACACACUCAUCAUAUACAGGAACUCCUACAUUAGAUUUUAUUGUUGACAAAGGGAAUAUGCCUUUCCAUUUCGCAUUAUAACUUGGUUUAUUGUAAGGUUUAAGUGUUCAUAUUUGGGAAAGUAAUACCUCUUUUUAAAAAUGUGAAGGUGCUAGGCUAUGUUGGUAUUGAUAAGUGUUCUCUGUUGUGAACCCUUUGCAUGUGCAGAUGCACAGAAUUUCUCUUGCCAUCCAUCGCAGUACCUUACACUCUGAAUUUUCGGAGUUGGAUCUAUUGUAACUUCAUCUUGAACCCAAGAGAAACUUCAUCAGUGGCUUCAAAAUGACAAAGAAAAGGAAACAUCAAGAAGAUUUUCAUAAGGUGAAGCUAAAAGUUGGAAAAAAGAAGCCUAGACUAGAAAAUGCAACAGAUACAAACUUCAAAACAAGAGCCAUACAUCUAUCUGAGCAGCUUAGAGAGGAUGGAGUGCUUCCAACAAAUAAUAGAAAGCUUAACAUAAAGGAUCUGCUUUCACAAAUGAACCACUAUAGUGCAGGAGUUAAACAAAGUGCCCUUUUUGGACUCAAAGAUCUGCUGUCGCAGUAUCCAUUCAUCAUUGAUGCACACCUUUCAAAUAUACUAAGUGAGCUGGCAGCUGUGUUUACAGACAAAGAUUCUGCUGUACGAGCAGCAGCAAUCUGCCUCCUUAAGUUCUUGGCUCCAAAAAUACGAGCUGAACACAUCUCUCCAUUUUUCCCAUUACUUAGUGCACAUCUUUCCAGUGCCAUGACUCAUAUCAGUGAAGGAAUUCAGGAGGAUUCUUUGAAGGUAUUGGACAUUCUGUUGGAGGAAUACCCUACUCUCCUGAUGGAUCGCAGUAGUGUGUUGCUGAAUAACUUUGUGGAACUUAUUUCUCAUCAACAACUGUCAAAACAACUGAAAAACAAAGAGAAAAUGUGCUGGAUGCUGUCUGUUAAUCCUAAUCGUAGGGUCACUUCCCAGCAAUGGAGGCUUAAUGUAUUGGUCAGGCUCCGAAAGUUCCUUCAGGUGCUGGUGGAAGGAUCCAGUGAAUUAGAAACCGACAGUGAAGGGCUACAAGAGCCUAAUGACAGCCCACAAGUACCAAGAAACUCAUUGCAUGUUAAAUGGCAGGAAUAUGCCAGUGGCCAGCAGCACAUCCAGUUGUAUGAAAAUGGUGGCCCACAGCUCAGAAUUCAUUCAUCCUUCAGGCUAAGGUCUUUGGUAAGUAUGACAGGCAGUGUUGAAAAUGGCCUGUCAUCUCCUGAGAAUCUAAAACGAUUUAUUCAAAUUAUAAUUCCAUUGCUGCUUAAUUGUUGGAUUGAAGCAUCGCCUGCACAAUUUGCGACUCCCAUUCUUGGAAAUCUUCUGGAACCUGGAUCUCAGCAGUUAAUGGAGCAAGUACUUGGUAUCGUAUACCUGUUGUGGAAGCUUGUAAAGCAAAAUGAAGAUCUGGAUGAGAUGGAAGCGUGGGUUCGAGCAAAUUACCUGAAUGAUUUCAAGCACCAUUUCAUGUCUCGCUUUCCUUACUCUUUCCAAGAAGCAAGCAAGCACCGAAAGAAAGAGCCCUUGAAAAGCAACAAGUAUUGUAUGGCAUCGUCAAACAUUGAUCAUCUCAUGUUGAAUUUAACCUUAUGUGAAAUCAUGGUCUCAUUGGCGAGUGCUUCAACACUGCAAAUGGAUUCUCAUUGGCUAGAUAUGAUUAGAAAGUUUGUGAUAGAGACCCUCCACGAUGGUUGUAAGCUCCCCCUUCACAAUGGCUGUAAGUUAAACAGUAAGCAAUUGAAUAAAUUGCUCAAAGUGACUUGGAGACUUCUGCAGAUACAAAUAAACAAAGUGGCAGCAGAGACGCUAAUGAAAGCCGUGUAUGCUCUUUACCAGCAAAGAAACCUUUCUUUCCCUAUUCGUACAUUGCUUUUGAAUUUUUUUAGCAGAGUUUAUCAGAAGGAAGAGUUGAACCUUCAUACGAACAGAAGCAGGAGUAAAGUAUUAACUCGUUGGCUGGCUGGUCUACCUCAACAACUUGUUCUUCUUGGUUUGAGAAACGCCGAGCUUUCGAACCAGUUGAUUGGUACUAUUUAUUCUGCUGCAUCCCAGGCAAACAAAGAAAUCCUGCAAAGUUUGCAAGCUGCUGCUCCUCGAAUUUACGAUCCACUAGAUGGUGCUGUCGCUAUUUUGCCAGAAGAAUCGCAACAACGUUUGGUCCAACUGGUCUAUUUUUUGCCACAUUUACCAGGCAAUCUGCUUUCUUCUCUCAGUCGCUGCUGCAUUAUGGGAAAACUGUCGGCAAAGUUAUCGACAACUCUUAUCGGAAUAGUGCGUAUGAGAUCCUCUUUUGUGGGAUGGAAGUACCCAGUGCAAGGCAACUCAGUGACUGAUCUGGAUUACUUCAGCUUCUUGUUUUCAACCCUUACAGGCUUCUCCCGAGAAGAGCUGACUAACCUGCAGAGCAUCAGAGGGAGGCCACACAUAAGCCAAACACAGCUCUCCACGGUCCAGAUCUACUUGACAGAUCUGGACCAGUUUUCAUAUCACUGGGCAAUGACAGAGGUGGUGACCCAGUGCCUGUCUACUAUACCUUCAAGAAGCCAGUGCAUAGAUAUUGUACAAAAUGGCAUUUGCAAAUACCUGGCAGGGUUGACUGUAAUACCCGACAGUGCUGCUGGAUCCGUUUUGUGUGCCAUUAGUAAGCUCUUGGAUCAAGCGUGCCUGCUUAAUGAAAACCUUGCAAAGUUCCUAGCGUCUUUGUGUUACAGUCUCCUUUAUCUCCUCUUAACGAUAGAGAGAGAAGAUACAGAACACAUGCAGAAGAGGGACGCAUUGUGGAGUUGCUGCAUUUCCGUGCUCACCGCCUUGCCUCGCGUAUUGAGGCUGAUGUUGCAGAGUCUUCAAGUGAGCAGAGUCUGUCCGGAGGAAUUGCCUGUCCUUGCCCAGCUCCUCCGCUUGCUAAUGCAACACGGACAGCUUCGAAGUCAUAUGGUGACCAAUGAACUUCUGGUGAAACAGAUUGUCAAAGAUAUAACGGUAUUGAAGAGUGGCGAAGCUCAAGACCAGUGGCUGACAGACCUCCAUUACUAUUACAAUAUAUACUUAGCCACACAUCCCCCAGGAUCUGGUGCAGCUGACACAGUAUAUUAAAGGGAACAACUGCAUUUGAUUGCAGGUCUCAGUGCAAAAUGUCAAUUUUCUGUGGAAAUUGAAGUUACAUUUCAUUAAAAAGACUUUUUCACGUAAAAAAGCUACUUUUGCUGUAUUUGUACCAAAAAUUCAAAAGCAGCUGGUUCUGAGCAGCUUGCUGCCAUCACUAAGGGCCAAACUAUACAUGAUGUGAAAUGUGUCUUUGCGUUUCAAAGGUGGAAAGUGUCUGCUAGGAAGACUGACAACUUCUGAAAUUGCAGCAGGCCUGGAAGGGAAGUUUUCCCUCCCCUCCUUCUGUGAUCCUGAGGGAAAUCCCUUGUCUGAAGCUGGUGCAAAGGGGGAUUUCUUUCCAGUGCAAAUAGUAGCUGCCCCAUAAGCGUGCAGGGAGGAACUUUCACAGAGAGGCUGCUGAUGCAGAGGGCCAGAAGAGAACUGUGCAGGAAGUUUUAAAAGCUGCUUCUGGAGGAGAGUGAACACUUUGUUGGCUAGGGUGAAUGAAGAGAUUGUGGAAAAAUGCCAGUUUCAUUGGGUGGCCUCCCAGCUCCCCCCCAGCAACUUUUGUAACACAUUAUUCUUGACGUAUGUAGUAAAAAAAAAAAAUCCUUUUGCAUAUUAUUUUUCUUAUAAAACUGAGGAGUGUCUUAACUAUCUUUUUAUUAUUAGCCUGAGAUUUUGUCAUACUUGCUCAUUUUCAUAGUUCAUAAUAAAGUUCAAGACAGCGUUGUCCAAACUAGCAGAGAGCUGCAAAACCUGUUGGAUAUUUUGGUGAAUGCAGUGGUUUGACAAAAGAUAAUGGCUUCAUCUGUCAGCGUGGAACUGCUGACUUGUGACUACUUUUGAGCAAGGUGUCUUGAGUACUGUUGGUUCAGAUCUGCUUCUAUUGGAAGGAAGGAAGGCAGGAGCAAAUCAUUGAGGAUUUCUGCUGCUAGGCUGGUGUGAACCUUUUGGGCCUUGUAUAUUACUGAUU
Zootoca vivipara (common lizard) is the source of this 5965-nucleotide messenger RNA. The record is from RefSeq and is a predicted model, not a curated record. Lineage: Eukaryota; Metazoa; Chordata; Lepidosauria; Squamata; Lacertidae.